Molecule: messenger RNA, 2611 nt
Organism: Anthonomus grandis grandis
Lineage: Eukaryota; Metazoa; Arthropoda; Insecta; Coleoptera; Curculionidae
Exons: 2
Coding region: 158-2035 (625 amino acids)
Source: RefSeq, a predicted model, not a curated record
UUCGAUAGAACAAUUUGAUGUUAUACAUAAAUUUCAUAAACCUUGUCUUAACUUUUCUAAUACAACUUUUAAUAAUAAAGAAUUAGCACUUUUAUCUAGGGGUUUGAAAUACAGACCGGUCAUCCAUAAUAAAAAAGAAGCCUUACAAAAUUUAGAAAUGUUAACAGUGGAAACUGAAACGGUUCUACAGAAUAUAGAAGCAGAUAAUAUAAAUCAAAUUAGAGCCCAGUGUAGUAACAUUUUAAGAACUGAGUUAAAGUCAAUUAAAAAUGCACCUAAUAAAACUGAAGGUGAUUUCAAUUCUACACUAAUUAAAUCUAUAAAAAAUAAAUUACAAAAUUCAAACUUAACCCUGACAAAAGCUGACAAAGGAAACUGUGUUGUUAUCUUAAAUAAAAAUGACUAUGACACUAAAGUGACUCAAUUUAUCCAAGAAAAUAAUUUUCGAAAACAGAGUGCAAGAUUACCAUCAUUUAUCAAAAAAGUGAAUGACACCUUAAAAUUUUGUACAAAUUUAAUCAAUCCUCAAUUAAGAUAUUUUCUUUCAGCUAACAACACAAAUGUUCCUAAACUUUAUGGCCUUCUUAAAGUUCAUAAAUCAGAUAUACCUGCUUCAAUGCCCAUAAGACCGGUGGUAGCAUACACUAACUCUCCAACAUAUAAAUUAGCUAAAUGGCUUAAUAAUCACUUAAUUACUACUAUAGAUUGUCACUUUCCCUACACUAUAAAAAAUAAUAUUCAACUUGUGGACAAAAUCAAAGAUAUCAUUAUCCCUGAAAAUGCCUUUUUUAUCUCUCUAGAUGUAACAAAUCUCUUUACUAACAUUCCUAUAUUCGAGGUAGUGGAUAUUAUUAAAAACAAAUUAUUUAAUUCUACAUUGACCAAUAUCGAAACACAAGAAAUAAUAAAUAUCCUAGAAAUUUGCUUAAAACAAAAUUUCUUUAAUUUUGAUAAUGAAACCUAUAUACAAGAGGAUGGCCUAGCCAUGGGAUCUCCAUUAUCCCCCCUCUUAGCUGAUACAUUUAUGAAUCACUUCGAAAGUAAUAAUAUUUUGAAUAACAACCCCUACCUAUCUAAUAUACUGUAUUAUUAUAGAUAUGUAGAUGACUGCAUUUUAUUAUGGAAUGGCAAUAAACAAAAUCUUAGUGAUUUUCUAUCAUUCAUUAAUAACAUUCAUCCAAAAAUAAAAUUUACAUUAGAAGUGGAAAUCAAUAAAACCAUAACCUUUUUAGACUUACUUAUUAAAAACGUAAAUAAUAAACAUGAUUUUGAGAUAUAUAGAAAACCUAGCCACACUGGAACAAUCAUACACAAUGAGUCAUUCCAUCCUUUUUCACAUAAAGCAGCAGCUUUAAAUAGUUAUGUAAAUAGAGCACUACAGAUUCCUCAAACAACUGAAAGCAGGGAUAGAGAGUUGAAUAUUAUCAAACAAAUUGCCCAAACUCAUAAUUUUUCUCCCAAUUUAGUAGACAAAAUAAAAAAUAAAUUUCUAUUACGUAAUGCGUUCCAAAAUGUCUACAUACCACAUCAAACAAUAUUAAGUAAUCAGCCAGUAAAUAAGUUCAUUUCACUUACAUACAAUGGAGCAGUUUCUUAUAAAAUCCAACGAGUUCUAACUUCUUUAAAUGUUAAGGUUGCCUUUAAAUCGAGCAAUUCAUUAGGUAACUUAUUGAUUAAUAAUAAAGACAAAACGGAUCCGUUAUCUUGUAAAGGAAUUUAUAAGCUUUAUUGUGAGUGUGGUUAUUUUUAUGUAGGUAGAACGAAGCGUAGUUUUAAAGCUCGGUUUAGCGAACAUGACCGAUGCAUUAGACAAAACAAUCCUGAGUCUUUAUUUGCUAAGCAUAUUAUGGAGACCGGUCACCCAUCGAAUCUACUAGAUAAUUACAAGAUCUUACAUAGAGUUCAGGACAACAUAAAUCUAAAUAAUCUUGAAUUACUCGAGAUUAAAAGAUCUCUCAAAAAAGAAUAUGAUAAAUCUCUUAAUAUUCAGAUUAACAUUCCUGAAACUAAUUUAAUUAAUAUUUUAUUUGAAUAACUCUUCCCUCCCUUUCCGGUUAAUUUAUUUUAAUAUAAACCCCGUUGUUUUCUUAAUAUAAACUGGUAGAGACAUCUGUUUAACAGUUUUAAAAUAUUUUAAAGUUACUGUGGGUACCGCUAUCUAGUACCCAUUCGGUUAUAGGAUAUAAAAUAUAGAUUUCUUUGUAACGUUCUUUCUUAAUUAUGAAAACUAGAUAUAGAUGACUCUGUUGGUCAGAUUAGUUUGAAUGGCGGUUAUCAUAGUUUUUAGAUCGUUUUGUCUAUUGUGUUGUAACGGUGCUUUUUAGAUGUUAUUGUUUUAAACCUAAGUGUAUUAUUUGUUAUCUUACGAUAAGAUUUACUUGCUUAAUUUUAGCUGUACCGUUCUAUAUGUGCUUUUGUUUUGUUUUGACAAAUCUCGUUUUUAACAAUUCCUCGACCUGAUGAUGCGAUGAUAUUGUAAUCGCGAAACCGGUCGUCAUAAUAAAAGGAAUUUCUGGUGAAAUAAGACCUUUAAUUUCUACUGUGUUUGCUAGCAAAUACCUAUAAAAAUACAUCCCAGAACAUGGACACCAUUCUCCAAACUAUGUUUCUU